AUGAUGCAGUCUGAGGUUCAAAUCCAACCUUCUUGGCCUAUUCAUACUUAUUUCAAUACAAAUCUUGAUCAUUAUGCGAGUCAUCACCAUGAAUUUCCUUCAUCAAUCAACAGCACCCCGGAAAACUCAUUCAUAUCCUCAGAGUCAUAUGGCUAUGUAGAAUAUCCGUUGCUGGGUUAUGAUCAGAUGCAACAGUCUUCAUCAGAUACCAAUGAUUCACAGAACAUGAUGGUACUUGAAAACAUGAAUCGAUGGUUGUGUGAUGAAGAUCAAGACAUCGAAGAAAUUCAGUUGAGUGACAUUUCUGGAUGUGUACCAUCAGAAGAAAUGUCACCCAUGGAAGAAGUGAGUGAUACCAUGGAACUUGAAUCCCAAACGGGCCUCCAAAGUUUACUAAAGGCCUAUGCAGAAGCCAUGGAAAUGGGACAGACAGAACUUGCACAAGUUAUUGUAAGUUGCAUAAGUGAAAAGAUAUACCCCAUUGGUCCAGCCAUCGAACGCAUAGCCUUUAAUUUGUUCCAGUCUGCAGAAAAUCAAGAAGAAUACUUAAAACGAGAAUCUGUGAGAAACUUCAAGUCGGCAUUCAGAGCUUUUUACGAGAUCUUUCCUUAUGGAAGAUUUGCCCAUUUUACAGCUAAUUCAGCCAUCUGUGAAGCUGUUCCAACCCAUGUGAAAUCAGUUGACAUAAUUGACUUUGAUCUCCUCGAAGGAAGUCAAUGGCCUGUUGUGAUAGAGGCCAUAGCACAGCAAAGAAAAUCUUUGACCAUUACAAGUGUCAAACUCGAAGAUCACAAUUCACAGUUUGAACACAUAAAGCGGGAUCUUUGUAGCUUUGCGAGAACUUUUGGGCUAAACUUGAAGAUACAAGAUGUGGAUAUGGCACAAAUUGUAAACAAAAUGGAGGGAAAAGAAUUUGUGGUCUUUAACUGUAUGGUUGGCCUUCCACAUAUGGGAAGGACAAGAGAAACAAGUCAAGUUAUGGACUUUCUAAAAAUAGCAAGAGCGGUUUUAGCCAAAAACAAAGGGAUCAUAACCGUUGGAGAUGGAGCAGGUGGCAGACUCGCAACUUCCUCAAACUAUACUUCAUUCUUUAAUGAAAAUUUGGCUCAUUACAAAGCCUUAUACGAGUCAAUGGAGUGUGGUUUUCCAAGCUACCUCAAUGAAGCAAGGACGGCUAUGGAGACACUUUUUGUUGCACCUUUUAUAUCAUCUGAAUCUUGGUUUCAAAAGUGGGAGGAAGGAAGAGAAAACACGACUUCCAUCAAGGGACUCGGGCUGAAAGGAAGAACAAUGAGCAUAAACAGCUUAAAUGAAGCCCGGGAGCUGGUGAAGGAAGGGGAAAGCCCAUAUGGAAUCAGAAUCGAGGGUCAAAACGGGAACGAAAUGGUGUUGAAAUGGAAUGCAACUCCACUAGUGAAAGUAUCUGUUUGGGAAUGUAACUAA
This is a messenger RNA of Erigeron canadensis, 1443 nucleotides long. Its product is annotated as protein NODULATION SIGNALING PATHWAY 2-like. Gene Ontology annotation, biological process: regulation of DNA-templated transcription. The record is from RefSeq and is a predicted model, not a curated record. The transcript has a single exon. Gene Ontology annotation, molecular function: DNA-binding transcription factor activity; sequence-specific DNA binding. NCBI's taxonomy places the organism in Eukaryota, Viridiplantae, Streptophyta, Magnoliopsida, Asterales, Asteraceae. Gene Ontology annotation, cellular component: nucleus. Bases 1 to 1443 code for a protein of 480 amino acids.